AUGAACGAUAGGAUUAGAAACAUUGCCCGUGAUGGACAUAAUUACAGAAGAUCGAGACUUGCUCGAGGAUUGGUCAGAAAAAAUAAUGGUGCAUUCCUCCGACCUGCAACCAAUAUGCUAAAGAUGAGGUAUGACUGCAAUUUGGAAACGUCUGCGAAAGAAGUCGCGGAUAAAUGUACUACAAGUGGAUCUACGCUUCCUCCUCAAGUGAAGGAAAACAUUCAUCGUAUUCAUAAGAGCAGUGCACGCUUCCGUACUGAUGCCAUGAAAGAGGCAAUUAAAUUCUGGUGGGGCCAGGUGAGGCGCGUUCAUGGCAUCGGAAUGAAGGCCAUCUUCAGAUCAUGGCACGAAUACAGCACCAUUAGAUACUUUACCCUGAUGGCAUGGGCGACAACGAAAUACAUUGGGUGCGCUGUAUCGCAGUCAUGUGGCAGCUACUGGUAUACUGUAUGCCACUACAGAAUCGGAGGAAAUGUUGUCAACGAACAUGUUUACAUGCCAGGGCGCACGUGUUCAUAUUGUCCGAUAGGCUACUACUGCGACCCAAGCAAUGGAUUGUGCACUAAAGCUUAG
This is a messenger RNA of Ostertagia ostertagi, 573 nucleotides long. NCBI's taxonomy places the organism in Eukaryota, Metazoa, Nematoda, Chromadorea, Rhabditida, Trichostrongylidae. The record is from the annotation of a GenBank genome assembly.